AUGGCGGAACUGGAGGAGCGGGCUGUCCUGCGAAAGGACCAGCUGGAAAUUACCCUGGGCAAUGAAAAUCUUCUGAUCAAGGAGGGUACCAUCAAGGAUGAUAACCCUCUAGAUCUGAGUGAGCCCUUCCGGGAACUCUGCAGUGCUUGCCGUAAGGGCGACCUGAAAGUCUGCCAGGAAAAAAUCACCGAGGGGGUCAAUGUGAAUGCCCGUGAUGCAUAUGAUUACACUCCGUUGAUUCUGGCGAGUCUCUGCGGGCACUAUGAAGUGGCGCAAUUGUUAUUGGAGUCUGGUGCGCUCUGCGAGAGAGACACUUUUCAAGGCGAGAGAUGUUUGUACAAUGCCCUGAAUGACCGCAUACGAAACCUCCUGCUCGAGUACGACUAUUCGAAGUCAACCGAUCCGCUGCAGCCUCUUGCGGCACAUAUUUCGUCGCUUCUUACUCGCCCUUCACCGGUGACCACAGAUAUUGAGGUGGCGGCGUCUGACGAAUCGGUCCACUUGCAUAAGUUUAUCUUGGCUGCUCGAUCCCCGUAUUUCCGUGGAAAGCUCGCAGCCGCCCCAGAAUCAACAUCUUGGAAGCUCCCCAGCAGUAUUUCUCCAGAUGCCUUCACUGCAGCAAUUAGAUACCUUUACCUUGGAGAGCCUCCGCGCGAGCUGAGGAGUGGACCUGGUACUGGGUUUACUGAGUCAGAGGUAUUUGCGGCGAUCGAUAAGAUAUCCAAAUACCUUGAAAUCCAAAGCCUGAUGGACAGUAUCCUGGACAGUGGAGAUAGGAGAAUGGCCAGACAGCGAAGGACUUUAGAGCUUGCAAAGGGCCGGGAUCAAAUGGAAGAGUGGUUCCGUGCCAACGUUCUCGGAAACAAGGUGGUUAUCAAGACAUCUCAAUCCAGUCAGGUGAAGUGGGAUCGGAACAACACAAUCUUUGCCGAUGUUCUUCUGCAAGCAGACGAGCUUCCUGAUGAGGUCGAGGAGGGUCAAGCUCCGAAAUCAGUACUUUUCCCAUGCCACCGUGCAAUGCUCCUUCGCUCUGAGUUCUUCCAAACGAUGUUCUCGUCAUCGUUCCGCGAAGCCCAGAUCACAGAUCAUUUGCACAUUAUUGACGUCGACUGCGCACCCGAUGUACUGGAGAUCGUCCUCACAUUCUUGUACACCGAGCGGGCCGAUUUCCCCUUGGAAGUUGCAGUAGACGUUCUCUUUGCGGCUGACAUGCUUUUCAUUGAGAAACUGAAGACAAAGGCUGCCGUUGUAAUUAGCACUUUGGGCAGUGGUGGCAUGUCUCAGGCUGAAGCUGCGAAAACCCGGGGCAAAGAUGAGGAUGAUAUUGAUAUCUAUGCUAUUAUGCGUGCUGCCUGGUUGACCCGUGUCCAGCGCCUGGAGGAGUUUGCUGCCCGAUUCCUGGCAUACCGAUUGGAGGCCCAUAUUGAUACUCCCGAGUUUGCGGAACUGAUCGCCGAGUCAGCAUCGCGUAUCAAGGCGCGUCAGGAGACCGACUCUAUUGAAUUGCUGGAUGAUAUUCGGUUCUAUCUCAAUGAACGCUUCCGGUUGAGAUUUGAUGAUGCAGGCCUUGACGAGAUGAUGGAUGAAACGCCGAAAGCUGCCAACGGCGAUGAACCGGAGCUGCAAGAUGUUGAUAAGAUUAUAGAUGGCGUUAAAGCACUCGACGUGUCGAACGGUAACGUCAAUGGCAAGGAUGAAAGUGACCAACAGCAGCACGAAAACAUUCGUGGAAUCCGCACCCUAGACGGUGUUAUGGUCGAAGACGAGUUCGACGAAGAUGCCAUGAACUAUGAGAUUUUGAUGGAGAAGCUAGAUGCUCUUUUGGUGACUUUGAAUCUCGAUGCUUAA
Messenger RNA from Penicillium longicatenatum, 1848 nucleotides. Its product is annotated as ankyrin repeat and BTB/POZ domain protein. The transcript has 3 exons. The record is from RefSeq and is a predicted model, not a curated record. Gene Ontology annotation, molecular function: protein binding. Lineage: Eukaryota; Fungi; Ascomycota; Eurotiomycetes; Eurotiales; Aspergillaceae. Gene Ontology annotation, cellular component: ubiquitin ligase complex; cytoplasm. Bases 1 to 1848 code for a protein of 615 amino acids.